AUCGUUGGCAACUUACUGUAUUACCGCUACAUGAAUCCAGCCAUUGUCGCACCAGAUGCAUUUGACAUCAUCGAUCUUUCAGCUGGAGGUCAGCUGACUACAGAUCAACGCAGAAACCUUGGUUCCAUUGCAAAGAUGUUGCAGCAUGCUGCAUCCAAUAAGAUGUUCAUGGGAGAUAACGCACACCUCAGCAUUAUUAACGAAUACCUGUUGCAGUCAUACCAGAAAUUCAGACGUUUUUUUCAGGCUGCUUGUGAGGUUCCUGAAUUGCAGGAUAAAUUUAAUAUUGAUGAAUAUUCUGACUUGGUGACUCUCACUAAACCAGUUAUUUAUAUUUCUAUUGGUGAAAUCAUCAAUACGCACACUUUGCUCUUAGACCAUCAAGAUGCAAUUGCUCCUGAGCACAAUGAUCCAAUUCACGAGCUGCUGGAUGAUCUCGGAGAGGUUCCUACGAUUGAGUCCUUAAUAGGGGAAGGGUCUGGCAACGUUAAUGACCCCAACAGGGAAACGCUAGCAAAGACUGAGGUUUCUCUUACACUCACUAAUAAAUUUGAUGUUCCUGGUGAUGAGAAUGCAGAGAUGGAUGUGAGGACUAUUCUGUUGAACACAAAACGUUUAAUUGUUGAUGUAAUCCGCUUCCAACCAGGGGAGACGCUGACUGAAAUCUUGGGAACUCCAGCUACCUCAGAGCAAGAAGCUGAGCAUCAGAGAGCUAUGCAGAAACGGGCCAUUCGUGAUGCUAAAACUCCCGAUAAGAUGAAAAAAUCUGUGUCUGUGAAGGAAGAUGGCAACUUAAAUCUUCAAGGAAAGAAAGAUAAAAUUAAGACAGGCCUGAAGAAAUUGACAGAACUGGGGACAGUGAAUGCUAAAAAUAAAUACCAGGAACUAAUCAAUGACAUUGCAAAGGAUAUCCGAAAUCAGCGUAGAUACCGUCAGAGAAGAAAGGCAGAGCUGGUGAAGCUGCAGCAGACAUACAGUGCCUUGAACUCCAAAGCUACUUUUUAUGGGGAACAAGUGGAUUAUUACAAAAGCUACAUCAAAACCUGUUUGGAUAACCUGGCCAGCAAGGGCAAAGUUUCUAAGAAGCCUCGGGAGAUGAAAGGCAAGAACAGUAAAAAGAUUUCUCUAAAAUAUACAGCAGCUCGACUUCAUGAGAAGGGAGUACUUUUAGAGAUUGAGGACCUGCAAGGUAACCAGUUUAAAAAUGUGAUAUUUGAAAUCAGUCCAACAGAAGAAGUAGGAGAUUUUGAGAUAAAAGCAAAAUUCAUGGGGGUACAGAUGGAAACCUUUAUGUUACAUUAUCAGGAUCUUUUGCAGCUGCAGUAUGAAGGCGUUGCAGUCAUGAAGUUGUUUGACAGAGCAAAAGUGAAUGUCAACCUUCUGAUCUUUCUUCUGAAUAAGAAAUUUUAUGGGAAGUAACUGUCCUCUGCCAGCAAGUCUCUGAAAGGGGAGAUGAAGAGAAAUCUGCACGUACAGUUGUAGUGUGACAUAGCUAUGUAUCAGUUUAUGCCCAUGCCAUGCUCACAUAUAUCAA
Nestor notabilis (Kea) is the source of this 1534-nucleotide messenger RNA. Its product is annotated as ras GTPase-activating-like protein IQGAP1. The transcript is spliced from 10 exons. Gene Ontology annotation, biological process: regulation of actin cytoskeleton organization; regulation of GTPase activity. The annotation marks the transcript as partial. Gene Ontology annotation, molecular function: GTPase activator activity; actin filament binding; calmodulin binding. The record is from RefSeq and is a predicted model, not a curated record. Gene Ontology annotation, cellular component: nucleus; cytoplasm. NCBI's taxonomy places the organism in Eukaryota, Metazoa, Chordata, Aves, Psittaciformes, Psittacidae.